AUGGGCGGCCAAUCAACAUACUCUUCUUCAUCAAUUAUAUACCCUAAGUGGUUUGGGGGCUCUGCGUCCUGCAUGGCUGUGCUUGUUUCACAUCCUUUGGAUCUAAUCAAGGUCAGAAUGCAGAUGGAACCUGGUGGUGCGAAAGCUGGCACUUGCACUAGCUGCAUUCGAAUUGUUCGGGGUGAGGGUAUACUGGCAUUCUAUAAUGGGUUGAUACUUACGACACUUACCUACUCGACAGUAACUUAUGGCUCCGUCCGCAUCGGCCUCUAUGAAACAUUGAAGGACAAAGCAAAAGCGAACAACUUUCCCGCAUCACCUCCAGUUCUUGGAGUUUUAGCAGGUAUUUCUGGGUUCGUCGGCGGAAUAUUCGGAAAUGCCUCAGACAUAGGCAAUAUCCGAAUGCAGAACGACGGCUCACUGCCUCCCCAUCUUCGCCGGAACUACCGACAUGUCUUUGAUGCAUGGAGUCAAAUCAAUAGACAGGAAGGUUGGAAGGCUUUUGGGCAAGGACUGUGGCCUAAUGCUUUCCGCUGUGGUUUAAUGACCAGCUGCCAGCUUGCUUCCUAUGACAGUUUUAGGGAAUUACUAGCAAGGACUACGGGGAUUGAUGAUAAUAGCCCUGGACUGCAGGUUUCGGCUUCCUUCUUGGCAGCGCUAGUGGCUACUACGCUAUGCAGCCCGAUUGAUGUGAUCAAGACACACCUUAUGGGAUCAUCGGAGAAGCAGGGAAUCUUGGGUAUCAUCAAGGGACUGACGGCAACAGAGGGAGCUAGAUGGAUAUUUCGAGGAUGGACUCCGAGUUUUGUCAGGCUGGGACCACAGACGAUUGCAACGCUGGUACUUCUGGAACAGCACAAGCGGAUAUUCAGGGGGUUGAAGGAAACAACCCAGGCGAUCGCUUUAUAG
Messenger RNA from Penicillium canescens, 909 nucleotides. RefSeq lists its product as uncharacterized. The record is from RefSeq and is a predicted model, not a curated record. Gene Ontology annotation, molecular function: malate transmembrane transporter activity; antiporter activity; oxaloacetate transmembrane transporter activity. Gene Ontology annotation, biological process: phosphate ion transmembrane transport; succinate transmembrane transport; malate transmembrane transport. Bases 1 to 909 code for a protein of 302 amino acids. NCBI's taxonomy places the organism in Eukaryota, Fungi, Ascomycota, Eurotiomycetes, Eurotiales, Aspergillaceae. The transcript has 3 exons.